Molecule: messenger RNA, 1084 nt
Organism: Pistacia vera
Lineage: Eukaryota; Viridiplantae; Streptophyta; Magnoliopsida; Sapindales; Anacardiaceae
Product: ras-related protein RABB1c
Exons: 6
Coding region: 175-810 (211 amino acids)
Cellular component (GO): Golgi apparatus
Molecular function (GO): GTPase activity; GTP binding
Source: RefSeq, a predicted model, not a curated record
AAGAAACGACAGCGAGGAGGACCGCCUAGUGUGUGUUGCCUUGCUGGAACGUAUAAACCCAACCCAACUUCUUCUCUGUUCUUUCUAUUCGGUUUCCUCUUCUUAACGAAAACAAACACAAAACCUUUUGACUCCUUUUCGUCCCAAUUCUUCUUCACAAAUUCUGAACCAGACAUGUCCUACGCCUAUCUCUUCAAGUACAUCAUCAUCGGCGAUACUGGAGUUGGCAAAUCAUGUCUUCUCUUACAGUUUACUGACAAGCGCUUUCAGCCCGUUCAUGACCUAACCAUUGGUGUUGAAUUUGGGGCCAGAAUGAUCACUAUUGAUAACAAACCUAUCAAGCUCCAAAUUUGGGACACGGCGGGUCAAGAAUCCUUCAGAUCUAUUACUAGGUCUUAUUAUAGAGGUGCUGCUGGUGCUUUACUUGUCUAUGAUAUUACCAGGAGGGAAACUUUUAAUCACUUGGCCAGUUGGCUGGAGGAUGCAAGGCAGCACGCAAAUGCCAACAUGACAAUUAUGCUUAUCGGUAACAAGUGUGAUCUUGCUCAUAGAAGGGCUGUCAGCACAGAGGAAGGCGAGCAGUUUGCCAAGGAGCAUGGAUUGAUCUUCAUGGAAGCCUCUGCAAAAACUGCUCAAAACGUUGAGGAGGCAUUUAUAAAAACUGCUGCAACAAUAUACAAGAAGAUUCAGGAUGGAGUUUUUGAUGUAUCAAAUGAGUCAUAUGGAAUAAAGGUUGGAUAUGGAGGAAUCCCUGGGCCAUCAGGAGGGAGAGAUGGGUCUUCUUCUCAAGCUGGAGGAUGUUGCAAUUGAAAGUUGAUACUUGGUUUGCCAAGUUGAUUGGAAUAUUGUUUAUUUUUCAAUUGUUUUUAAUAUAAUAUAUAUAGAUAUAUAUGUGUUUCAAUGUUCAUUUUGUCUGAAUAUUGUGACUUGUUCAUAAGUGCAGAUUCAGAAUUAUUGAGAUAUUUGUAAAAUCUUUUUUCUUGAUGUUUUGAGAAUUUGAUUGUAAAUUUGACAAUUCUGUUAAAAGGAAGGGACAAUUUGUCCUUUGUGUUUGUCUCGAUUGGGACAAACAUAAUUAUGUGCA